CGUUCAAAACACAUGGAAAUAGAAACGCAAUUUUUUCUGUUAAAUAAUAAGCUAUAUGCAUCAUUCUGCAAAGUUAUCAGUUUAUAUGAAACUACUCGAAAACACCAGGUUCAAUUGUACGAAUCGUGAUUUUUUUUCAUAACCUAAAAUGUCGGAAACCUCACAUCCAUCUCGCGAUCCAAAAAAUCUCAGCGAACCAUUCGCAGUCAUCGAAUUUCUCGAGAAAAACGAAAAAGGGCUACCAUGCAUUGAUUUGGUGCCGAAAAAAUGGUUUAAUAGUGCAGAAGAAGACACCUGUAAAUUCCCACCGACAACUGAAUAUCAUCUACUUGACGACUACUUGGAAAAAUUGCACUCGCCCAAGGACUCUUGGCAAAGUUAUCCAUUUUGCUUCAUCACCGGAGCAGCUGAUUUGGAUCAGGGUCGCAGAAGAUUAAAAAAGGCCCAAGUAACUCUCAACUGUGAGACAACCGAUGGUGAAAAUGAUCGAAAGGGGGGGAGGUCCGAAACUUCCUCGAAAGCAAAAAUUUCAGCAAAACCCUUAACUGCAUCAAAGUCUCAACUAAACAACAUCUUUAGUACUAAAAUCCCGAUUCCACCUAGAAAUCAAACUCCAAAGUCUGGUAUACAAGCAAAACCAAAGACAAGAUUUCAAAGCAUUUACCAGAGUGGAUCUGACUCUGAAGACGAAAAUCAUGAUUGUCUUAUAGCUAAUCCUGAGGAGAUUCGAGCCUCAAAGGCUCAAAAUAAUUCUGGCUUUUUGCAAAUGUCGAGUAAAUCGCGAUCUGUACCAACAGGUGCAUGUUUAUCAUUUAAACAGCGGUCAAGGAAGAAUAUUACUUUGCUUAAAGACGUCGAAACUGAUGAAUCUGAGAGCAAUGAUUCCUCCGAUGGAAUUCUGCAGUCACCUACAAAAUCGAUGGACUCAGCGAGAAAUACAAGAAAAGAACUUCAUUUGACACCUCCUUCACCACUAGUCCAUAACGCUUCAGGUAACCGAAAAAGGCGUGCAUCGUCUACUACACGCGCUGAAGACGGAUUGAAUUCGAUUGUGAGCCCAGGAACUCCAAAAACUUCACGAUCAAUGAUGGUACCCCCUGCUAAGAUGCCAAAAAUGCUGGGACCACAAAACCAGUUGUCAUCUAGUCAUUAUGCUGAUAAUGAACGUCGAAUCCUGAACUCCCUUCGAGAUUACUUUGAUCAGCAAUUAGAUGAAAAGCUCGAAAAUUUAAGACGCAGGAUGGCUUACGAUUUAAAGCAGUCUAUGAAUGAGCUCAAGACCACAAUCAUUGGCACUAAUCUAGCCCCAGCUUCUGGUCCUAGCUUGCUUGAAAUACAGAAGCAGAUGUCUACGCCACUACCAUUUGAAAUGGAUGAUAAGUUCCAGGAAUACGAAGCGAUAUUGACAACGGACCCAGAUCUCGUAGAAACACUGCGAUUAUUCAUGAGAGUUUUGAUAAGCAAUAAAAAAGAGAUGAAAAUAUGUGUUUCCACUAUCCUAUCUGCGGUUCUGAGGAAGACAGUGUCACUGCACUAUUCUGGUUACGGAAAGGAAGCUGGCGGAAAGAAAAAGAAAAAUUUUUAUAACACUGCAGUAUGCAAAGUACUGAUUGAUGUGAUAAUUGAGGUAAUAGGAUCCAGCACUGAUGAGAAGAAGAUAAUGUCAGAAGUAAGUACUUGGUUGUCACGUUCUGGCGAUCGAGAGGGUGGGCGUAAGGAACGACAACGCGGGUCAAGUCAUCAUAACGAGAAUAAUUCAGUUUGUUCCUUUGAUACCAAUCGAUAAUACUUCAUUUUUCCGGGAUAAAUGGAAUUGUAAAAUCACUGUGUUAAUAUGACUCCAUUAGUUCAUUUUCGUAAUUGUAUUAGUUGUGAUAUUCUUGAUAAAAGGUACGAUUAAUAGGAAAAGUUUAUAUUAUCAAUAUAUUUUUAUCGCGAGGCGUUUCAUUGGGCAGAAUAUAUAUUAAUAUAUGAAUAUUGUUUAGUAUUCGGCUGUCAUUGAAGUAUUAAUUAUAUUUAUUAUAUUUCUCCUGGCGAGGUCGGAAAUCCAGAAGAUGGAAAUAACAAUUGGAAAAUGUGAUGUAUCUUAGCAUAAUAAAGUAUUUUCUAUGUCAUUUCCUCAUAAGUUAGAUCACGGGAAUAAAUAUCCGUUGUUGGUUCAGGGAUUAAAUAUUAUGUCCAAAAGUUUAAAGGGAAAAAUAAUAAGUGGAUUUUUAAUUUUUAAGAAAAAUUCUAAUGAAAGUAAUUUCAGCCAUUGAGAGCUGUUUUCAGUAUUUGGUGAUUCAAGUCAAAUAAUAUUUAUAAGGUUGAAGUUUCACAAUCGGACUGCGUCCAUAUUCCCCAAAGAUUUCAAAUUUAAGGGUUGAAAUUAAUUAGUUAUAUGUAAUCCUAUCCAAGACUUUUUUAUAUUUCUAAGUUUGUUUGAAAGAGUGAAUAUAAUAAGCAAUAUUAUAUAGAACUAGCACACAAUCAAUGCAACUAAAUAUCAUUCUGUGUUCCGGAGUUGCAGAUGGAGAAGACAUUAUUGUAAAAAAAGGACGUCUUUCCGAGAUGAAAAAAUAAUUCUUAUCAGGAUAAUUCGUAUCAGCAAUUGUCUAUGGAUAUAAGAAUUAAUUCUUAUCAUCCAUAGCGGAAUAAAUUAUCCAUAAUAUUGCUAUUAUAAUGACUGUUUUCAUGCUUGAAUUGAAGCACGAUAAUUUAUCAAUUCUAAACUACUAAUUUAAAAAAUAACAUUGGUGCGUUAUUUUGUUGGAUAUUUUGUUAAUACAAUCUUCGAAUUCUGAAGACUGACUGCUAAUAUUAUUAGAUUGUAAGAGAGAGUUUAUUAAGACUUAAUAUGGUAUGUCGUAUUAAAUUUCGGAUUCAAAUGAUCUACGUAGAUUAUUUAUUUUAAAAGCGGAUGAAAAUAAUCCACAAAAGAUUUUUCUACAAUUUAUACCUGCAAUCAUUUUUUUGAGUUUUCAUAUUCUGUUCGCGGAAAAAUCUCAUAGUUGUGAUUAUCUUUCAUGAAAAUUGGAGAUACAAACACUGCAUAUCUUUAACUGUUCAACCAAAAUCGGAUGAAAACAUGUACUAUGUCGAUAGGAGGAAAAAAGUUUUUGAUUGGCUGAGUUUUUUUGUCAAUAGAUUUAAUAAAUUUAAAUAUAAGUUUUGUCACAUAAUAAAACUGUUUUCUGUAUAAUGUUGAAGGUAAUAAAUACAUGUCUGCUUAUCAGAUA
Messenger RNA from Diachasmimorpha longicaudata, 3218 nucleotides. RefSeq lists its product as uncharacterized. NCBI's taxonomy places the organism in Eukaryota, Metazoa, Arthropoda, Insecta, Hymenoptera, Braconidae. The coding region runs from base 149 to 1786 and encodes 545 amino acids. The transcript has 6 exons. The record is from RefSeq and is a predicted model, not a curated record.